Molecule: messenger RNA, 5090 nt
Organism: Alosa alosa (allis shad)
Lineage: Eukaryota; Metazoa; Chordata; Actinopteri; Clupeiformes; Clupeidae
Gene: camk1a
Product: calcium/calmodulin-dependent protein kinase Ia
Exons: 12
Coding region: 341-1519 (392 amino acids)
Biological process (GO): peptidyl-serine phosphorylation
Cellular component (GO): intracellular anatomical structure
Molecular function (GO): calcium/calmodulin-dependent protein kinase activity; ATP binding; calmodulin binding
Source: RefSeq, a predicted model, not a curated record
AAGAAUAGCACCGUCACAGCAAUUACAGACUUAAACCAUCUUUGGCACAAUAUUAGCCUCAAACGACUGCAUGAAACAGUUUUUGAAGAGGUGUGUAGUUAAAAUGCAACGAUAUCUUGUUGUUUUGGUAGGCUUUAAUUGCAGAAUUAUCACAUUUCUGAAUGUAAGAAGGCGCACUGAAGCCCACCAGAACAGAGCCACCUCCUCCGGUGGCUUCUUGACGUCAGGAUAGGUCUAGCCACAGAAUAUCAGUUCGGACCGGUGAGCAGUGGAUUAUUGCGGAAACAUAAACGAAGACAGGAGGUAUUUUCCCAACAACACAGAUAAGAGCAGCAGCAAGAUGCCUUUGGGAGAGCAAGAAAAUGCAUGGAAAAAGAAGACAUCGGACAUCAAGGAAUUUUAUGACUUCAAAGAGGUGCUGGGAACGGGGGCGUUCUCAGAGGUAGUCCUGGCAGAGGAGAAGAGGACCCAGAGGCUGGUGGCCAUCAAGUGCAUCCCAAAGAAGGCCCUGGAGGGCAAGGAGAACAGCAUUGAAAAUGAGAUUGCAGUCCUGCACAGAAUAAAGCACACUAACAUUGUGACCCUGGAAGAUAUCUUUGAGAGUCAAUCCCACCUGUACCUGGUGAUGGAACUGGUGUCAGGGGGGGAGCUCUUCGACAGGAUAGUGGAAAAGGGCUUCUACACAGAAAGAGAUGCCAGUAAACUCAUCUGUCAGAUCCUGGAUGCGGUCAAGUAUCUCCACGAUAUGGGCAUUGUGCACAGGGACUUGAAGCCAGAGAACCUGCUAUACUACAGCAUGGAGGAGGACUCCAAAAUCAUGAUCAGUGACUUUGGCUUGUCCAAGAUUGAAGACUCUGGGAGUGUGAUGUCUACAGCCUGCGGUACCCCUGGAUAUGUGGCCCCUGAAGUGUUGGCGCAGAAGCCCUACAGCAAAGCAGUUGACUGUUGGUCUAUUGGCGUCAUCUCUUACAUUCUUUUAUGCGGAUAUCCACCAUUUUAUGAUGAAAAUGACUCUAAGCUGUUUGAGCAGAUCCUCAAGGCAGAGUAUGAGUUUGAUUCUCCAUACUGGGAUGAUAUAUCAGACUCAGCCAAAGAUUUCAUCUGCCACCUUAUGGAGAAGGACUCUGUGGAGAGGUUCACAUGUGAGCAGGCUUUACAGCACCCCUGGAUUUCUGGCGAUACCGCUCUCGAUAAGAACAUCCACGAAUCUGUCAGUGCUCAGAUCAAGAAGAACUUUGCAAAAAGCAAAUGGAAGCAAGCGUUCAAUGCCACAGCUGUGGUGCGGCACAUGAGGCGGCUGCAGCUCGGCACCAGCCUGGAGGGCACCAGUCACAUCACCCCCACCAGCCCCUGCCACGGACACCUACUCCUGCCCACCGAGGAUGUCGGCGAGGAGGCAGAGGAGGAGGAAGAAGACGAUGAAGAUGGUUCUCAGUGUGGAGAGGAACGCAGGGGCAGCGCAGACCGUGACAGCUUGAGGAGCUGCACCUACUGCUGUCGACCGUCCAGUCGGGUCUGAGUACAACAACCUAGAACCUACAACACAGAAUCUGACCCAUCACCCAAGCACCCCCUCCCCCCCUUUAAAACCACCACCAGUUUGGCUUGGAAUACAGAGUUAUCCCACCAGCGUCCACUAGAAGGACCUUUGUCGACAUAAGUGAGAGUGGGAGAAAGUGGUCUCCUGGGGCCACAUGUAGCUUUAUUAAACAUGCCUAGACACAGCUAUGGGCCCUGAAUGUGGGUUGGAACGGAGCCAGUGAAGAAGUUAUAGAGCUGGGACAGAAACAGCCACAGAAAAGUCCAGCGGAGAUUGGAGCUGAAGCAGGCUUUAGAAGCCAGCUAGUCAGUUGUUCACAGAGACACAUUUCACAGGCUAAAUGUAAAGCUGCCAUCUGAUGUGUAAUGUAAUCGCCACAAUCAAGUCUGGCCCCAAGAGACCAGAGAAAGAAGUGCGGGAGGACCAAUAUAGCACAGGAAGGGAUUCAGGCAUAUUGUAGGAAAACGUACAGCAACAAAUUUGUGAAUUGGUCAUUUUGUGUUCAUUUUUCAUUUGUCUUGACUUGAUUUUUUUUAAUGUCCCAACCAAAGACAGCUGUUGUAUUUAUUUUCUCGAUUGAAAGUAUGAAGUUGACGUACUGUAUAUGUGCCAGACGUUUACUCACAGGAGGUCAGCUGUAACAUCAGGGUGGAUGGCCCUCAGUGCCACAUCCUUAGAUAGUUUAUGAUCACCAGUGGCUCAAAGUCUUCAUCCAACUCAUUGGCUUUCAUAGCAUUAGAAAAGGGAAGGAAAGUAGUGUGUAUGAACCUUCUAACUUCAAGAUUCCAAUUUAGAUUCAGCUCUGAAAUCAUUAAAUUCCAUUUGCACUCACAUACAUACGUUAGAUUUUACGCAGCAAACUGUACAAAAUUGUGCACUCCCAAGUAAUCCUAAAACACUAUGCUAAUGACUUGGCAUUUUUUGUUUUCAUUUUUAAGACAUUAUUUCUUCCCCAUCUGUUUGGAUCUCCACCCUUGGAACAAUGCACUCUGGGUUGGCCCCUGCCUGGGACUAGGGAUAAUUGCAACACUUGAACUCUGUAUUCCAUGUCAGACUGGAUUUGUGUAACAGUACUGGUGAGGAGGGUUUGCAUGCAUCAGUGGGAUUAUAAUAGAAAAUGUUAUGGAAGUGGAGAUGGGGGCCUAAUGGCUGUUCUGUUCUCUGAGGCACAAACUGAGAUCCCAUGAGCACCAGCCUUGGGGCCCCACGGCCCUGAGUGCGAGAGAAAGAACUGUCGUCUGUGGUUCCCUCACUGUCUCUCACACAUCGCACUCGCAGAGGCCCAAAUGACACAGCAGCCACAUGACGUGACAACAGCUCAUACAUAUGUGAUGCAUAGACCCUUCCAUCCUACCGAAGGAGCUCCAGCAUCCCUGACGUGGUCCCUUACUCCUCUGACGUGAGGAGUAAGCGCAAGUGGCAAGCAGGAAGGCAAAAGCAUGCCCAGAGAGAACGUGUCUACAGCAAUGGUAGGUUAGGAAAACACUUCUGUCAGGCACUCUCCCUUCUGAAUUUCCACAGUUUUGCUUUGGCACAGGAUGAGCAAGUGGAAUCGUUGUUGUCCUGUUUACCCCUCUCUCUCAUUGGCUCACUGGCUCGCUCGCUCGCUCUCUAGACAGAGGGAAGGGAUCUCACGUUUGUGCUCUCUGUCUACUGUACUGUGCACCUCCGUAGAGGAAGUCCAAUGUUUGCAUGAUCUGGUUAAUAUGUUUACAUGUAAGCGAUGAGCGAUGAACAACUUAUAAAACAUUUAAAUAUACACAUGUGUACAUAUAAAUAUGUCAUUAUUACAUUAUAUUACUACUAUUAUUAUCAUUAUUAUUAUUAUUCCCCCAAGACAGUACACACUUUUGCUGUUAAAACCAAGUAUAAAGUGGGCAACACAAGGUUUUUUUUUUUUUUUUUCACUGCCAAAGGUGACCUACGCAUAGUAGUUAACGUGACCUCUAACUCAGCUGUGCUGCCUCUUCCCUAGUGCCGUGAUGCUAAGGAGCUGAGGAGCUCUGUUCACUCAGUUCACUGGAGACGGCAAGUUCUUCACUGGAGGGUCCCAGCCCAGGUCCCUGCAAGUCUAAAAUCGUAGGUCAGGGCUACACUGGGUCUGCAAAUGAAGUGCUCCAUUUGCAGAGCGUAAAAAUAGUUUUAGAAGACUAAUUUGUUUGAAUGUACGGACUGCUAUCAAGCCUGGUGUAGCCAGUUCCAUUGAUUAUAGUCGAAGCUAAUUGUUGCAGCAGAAUGCUCCAGUUACAUACCCUGUUAGAAAAAGAACAACAGGCACAUUCUGUGGAACUCGGCAGGCUAGCCAAUUGGAAUUACGGAUGUCUAAGUCGGUACCCACCUCCACGCUAAUCCAGCACCACCAGGCAUGACAUCUGCAUGCCUCCCCACCAGAUUGACACCGAAUUCAGUUAGCAAGAGAAGGAUAUCGUUCAGUCAGUCACAGAAGUCAGAAGUCACAAACAGUCCUACACUGACACAAUUCCACUUCCAGGAGAAACGAGCUGAACAGUGUGCAAAUCCUUCAGGCUAAGGUGGAAAAGCCUCUAAACAGUGAUGAGUCAUUUGCUGUCUUUUUUUUUUUUAAGUAUAUUUUUUUGGCCUUUUAUGCAGGAAGUGAUUGGGAGAGAGAGUCGGGGUGGGAUCUGGAAAGGACCAUGGGGCGGGAAUCGAACCCGGGUCGCCGGUGUACGGUGCAGGUGCCCGUCUGGCUGGGGCCGUCAUUUGCUGUCUUAAUUCUCGCCUAGUUUUUUUGCUUGGUCCUGCCUUGUUUAGUUGCAGUGGCAAAUUUUUGGUUCUGGAAUACGGUCUUGGUGCCCUCGGCCUCUUUCGGCGGUCAUUCAACAGCCGAUUGGCCUAAUUACUGAUUUGUAUCGAUAGGCUUGGUUUCCCUUCACGGCUCAGUGGGAGGUGAGGGGGGCAGGGGGAAGGCUGCUUGGUCAUUCAGGCCAGUGGGGGCACACUGGAGCACUGGGGUCUUGCACAACCAGACUAUCCUUGCUGGGUCUGACUUCCCAAGUCAUAAUGGCUUAACCGCUGAGGACACUGCAGGAAAGAGUUUAUGUCCCUCAAAAUAGAUAAAAAACUGGUAUCAUAAUAGAUUCAGGACCAGUCAGCACAGUAAUAAUGGCAAAACAAGGAUGUGGAAUAUCUUCAGUGAUGCGUCCACCAAAAAGUCAUUCAUUACUGAGCCCUGGCAUGAAGAAAUGUGUUAAAUGGUUUUAUCAAUGAAGCUUCAGAUAUUGCAGCAAGUAGAAUUGCUACAUGGCAAUGUAGUAAGGUCAUGGGGCGUUCAACAUUUUUAAGUAACAUUUAUUAUUUUUGUUCAUGAAUGUUUUGAGCUGGCCGGUUAUGCAAAUGAUGUGUGAAGGGCUCCAUCUAUCUUAGUCCCUAUCUUAGGUGUCCAUUUCAGCUAAACCAGGCUGUUAUGUUUCAUUGGGUGAAGUACAGUGUCUAUCUUUUUAUACAUGUUUGGUUUGUUUGUUUGUUUGUUUUGCUGAGUAAAUUAUUCAAUUGACUGUGAUGAGUCAGCACAGAAGCACUGGUUAUUCCA